Rasamsonia emersonii CBS 393.64 is the source of this 289-nucleotide messenger RNA. RefSeq lists its product as uncharacterized. The transcript is spliced from 2 exons. Gene Ontology annotation, molecular function: DNA binding. The annotation marks the transcript as partial. The record is from RefSeq and is a predicted model, not a curated record. NCBI's taxonomy places the organism in Eukaryota, Fungi, Ascomycota, Eurotiomycetes, Eurotiales, Trichocomaceae.
AUGCCUACCUCAAGACUCCCACAAGCUUCCAAUCAGGAAGGAAAGAUUCUUUUGGCUCUUCAAGCAUAUAAGAAGGGCCAAGUCUCAAGUCUGCGAAAAGCUUCUGUGUUAUAUGAUGUUCCCCAUUCCACAUUACACGAUCGAUUGAAAGGCCGUACGACGCGAGAGCAUGCGCAGGAAAGGAAUCGAAAACUGUCUGUUACUGAAGAAAUAACUCUUACCCAGUGGAUACUAUCCAUGGAUGAGCGAGGAAAGCCCCCCGAGUUGCAACCUUGGCAAUGCUGGGUAA